Molecule: messenger RNA, 795 nt
Organism: Chaetomium strumarium
Lineage: Eukaryota; Fungi; Ascomycota; Sordariomycetes; Sordariales; Chaetomiaceae
Exons: 3
Coding region: 1-795 (264 amino acids)
Source: RefSeq, a predicted model, not a curated record
AUGACCCUUGACAGCCCCAUGUGUCUGCUCCUGCUCUUUAUCGGCACUGUGGCCGCGUGGUCCCGUACCGAUCAUUGGCAGAUGACGGUUCAGACUCGAUGGAGCACCGAGUUCACCACAUCAUCCACUACCGUUCUCCCCACCGACGCCGUGACGCCGAUCUCCUCCAACGUCUCCACGACACUGGAGACCGUGGAAGGGUACGGUGGCGGGGGCUUUUACGGACCUGACUAUACGAUCGAAGUCACCGUCACCAACCUCUUCUACGCCGCCAACGCUUCCGGACUCUGCCCCUAUCUGUCGUCCUGCGGGCCCAAUCCCAAGCCCACAGCCAGCAGCAGCAGCAGCAUCACGACGGACUACUACGCGCCAGUGGCCAUCAGCAACCCAGCCUCGUGCACGCGCACCAGCUUCGCCUACACCACGGCCCAGUCGCUCCGUGUGCGUCCGCGAGCCGUCUCCACCGCCAUCCCCGACUUCUCGGAGCAGGCCACGCAGUCCGCGCACGCGCUGCUCGUCACGACCUACGUCCCGCACGCUGAGCACCAACCUCAGCGGGCAAAACGUCACCACGUCGGUCUGCGAGGUCUACCUCCGCGAGGGCGCUGUCUUGGCCGGACUCGAACCCGACACGGGCGCGCAUCGGGAUGUCCUGGCUGCCGGAACUGGAAGUACUACGUCCACGUCAACGUCCACGUCCACGUCUGGAGUAGCAGCUGGGGUACGCGGCACUACCAGCAUUAUUCUGAUUCCAGGUUGUUUGAUGGGACUGUCGCCGGUUGGAUGCUCAGGUGA